CGGAAGUGACGGGAGGCCCCGAGAGCGGGUUUGGUUGUCGAAGUUUGGGCCCUGCGGUCCGCCCUGGGAACAUCUUGGGGAACUAGAUUCCUACAGGUCCGAUUCCGCCAGCCCAAACAGACGAAGCCGGCGCUCGCGCCUGCUUUUAGGCCUAGGAACCGAUGCCGGCCGCGUCCUGGAGCCCCCGUAGCGGGGCGGGACCAUGAGCCUGCUGGGCGGCCUAGUCCCCUUGCCGCGGGCCCCUCCGGCGUACAGCAAGGCCAGGAUGAAAAGGCUCCCGAAGAAGAGCCAGAACGAGAAGUACCGGCUGAAGUACCUGCGGCUGCGCAGAGCAGCCAAGGCCACGGUGUUUGAAAAUGCUGCCAUUUGUGAUGAAAUUGCUCGUCUUGAGGAAAAAUUUCUUAAAGCAAAAGAAGAAAGAAGGUACUUGCUAAAGAAGCUCCUCCAGCUUCAGGCUCUAACUGAAGGGGAAGUACAGGCUGCAGCUCCUUCCCACAGCUCCAGUUUGCCCCUGACUUACAGUGUGGCCAGCUCUGUGGGAACUGUACAGGGAGCUGGGCCCAUUUCUGGGCCCAGCACUGGGGCUGAGGAACCAUUUGGGAAGAAAGCCAAGAAGGAGAAAAAAGAAAAAGGCAAAGAGAACAACAAACUGGAAGUUCUGAAGAAAACAUCCAAGAAAAAGAAAAUGGAGGGAGGUGCUCGCAAGCUGGUUCAGCCCAUUGCCCUGGAUCCCUCAGGACGGCCUGUGUUCCCCAUCGGACUAGGGGGUCUAACAGUAUAUAGCCUGGGGGAGAUCAUCACCGACCGACCUGGCUUCCAUGAUGAGAGUGCCAUCUACCCUGUGGGCUACUGCAGUACUCGAAUAUAUGCCAGCAUGAAGUGCCCAGACCAAAAGUGUCUGUACACCUGUCAGAUCAAGGAUGGUGGUGUACAGCCUCAGAUUUCCACUAGUUUUGGAGGGGACAACACAUCCAAACUCCAUCACCCUGUAAGCUCUCAAACUAAAAUCCUCCCUUUCCUGUUUAGGGGGAAGCUAAUGCCUAACCUAUUUCCAUCUGGAGCUGACUUUUUUGGGUUUUCUCAUCCAGCCAUCCACAACCUGAUCCAGAGUUGUCCAGGAGCUCGAAAAUGUAUCAAUUACCAGUGGGUGAAAUUUGAUGUGUGCAAACCUGGAGAUGGGAAGAUUCACCAGGGACUGCCAGAGAAUGAUGCAGCUAUAAGCUUUGAAGCCUUUCAGAGACAGAUGUUUGAUGAAGAUCAUAAUGAUCCCAUUCUGCCAGGAUCCUUGGACCUCCCAGAGCUUCAGCCUGCAGCCUAUGUGUCUUCUUACCAGCCCAUGUUCCUGACACAUGAACCCUUGGUAGAUACUCACCUGCAGCACUUGAAGUCUCCAUCACAGUAUAGCCCAAUUCAGUCUUCAGAUUAAACAAGAAGGGAUCAGAUUCCACAUCAUUUUCAUCAUCAUGAAAUUUUUAACUUAAACUAAAACUUAGAAUAUUUGGAAGAAGGCAACAAAUUCAAGAGUAAAGAAGAUAUUAAUGCAUUUCACCAUGGAGGUCACCAUGGUGACAGUUUACCCUGGGAAAAACUUCAGCACUUUAUUUUUAGUAAUAAAUUUCUCUUGACAGGUCUGCUUAUUUUCAUCUUGUUAUAAUCAGGUAUGAUCUUUUCUGUGUAGCUCUGCCUGAGGUAGAGUAAACUUCAGUCGGGAAGUUUGAAUUAAAGAGAGCUGGUGUCUUAGUCCAUUUGGGCUGCUAUAACAAAAUACCAUAGACUAAGUAGCUUAUAAAAACUGGAAGUUUAUUUCUCACAGUUCUGGAGGCUGGAAACUCCACGCUCAAGGCUCCAGCAGAUGUGUGUCCUUCCACCAUGUGAGGACACAGCAAGAAGGAGGCAGUCUGUAAACCAGGAAGUGAGUUUAUAAACUGCCUUCUCUCUGUAUCCUCACAUGGUGGGAGGAGCAAGGGACUUCUCUGGGGUCCCUUUUGUAGGGCACUAAUCCUAUUCAUGAGGGCAGAACCCCUCCCAAAGUCCUACCUCCUAGUACCAUCACCUUAGGAGUUAGGAUUUAACGUAUGAAUUUUGAGGGGACAUAAACAUUGACUCUAUAGCAGCUGCUGACUCCUGAGGGAGACAGUAAGAUUCUGACAACCUUCUACUCUUGAUUCUGAUCAUAGUUCAAGGAGUGUCAAGUGCAUAGCCCCAGCAGCCUGUGAUACUUACAUGAAAAUAAAGUCCUUUGCUUAUACUCAAA
Messenger RNA from Galeopterus variegatus (Sunda flying lemur), 2254 nucleotides. It is a transcript of the gene FYRD1, whose product is annotated as transforming growth factor beta regulator 1. The coding region runs from base 203 to 1426 and encodes 407 amino acids. Gene Ontology annotation, cellular component: nucleus. The record is from RefSeq and is a predicted model, not a curated record. Lineage: Eukaryota; Metazoa; Chordata; Mammalia; Dermoptera; Cynocephalidae. Gene Ontology annotation, biological process: regulation of cell cycle. The transcript is spliced from 8 exons.